This is a messenger RNA of Chironomus riparius, 2009 nucleotides long. The record is from the annotation of a GenBank genome assembly. Lineage: Eukaryota; Metazoa; Arthropoda; Insecta; Diptera; Chironomidae.
CGGGAAUCAAAAGUGAGUUGAACCGGUUAAACACAUUGAAUUAUUUUUUUUGUUCUUGAAAAUUCUAUUAAAAGUAUAAGAUGUCUCUUGCACAACAAUUAACAAUCGGCGGUACUCGAAGUUCAGGCCAGCCUGUUCGUACUCAAAAUGUCAUGGCUGCAUCUUCAAUUGCGAACAUCGUUAAGAGUUCAUUAGGACCAGUUGGACUUGAUAAAAUGCUUGUCGAUGAUAUCGGAGAUGUUACAGUCACGAAUGAUGGUGCAACAAUUUUGCGGCUUUUGGAAGUUGAACAUCCAGCUGCGAAAGUAUUAGUUGAGCUUGCUCAAUUACAAGACGAAGAAGUUGGAGAUGGAACAACAUCUGUGGUAAUUAUUGCUGCAGAACUGCUUAAAAAUGCAGAUGAGUUGGUUAAACAAAAAAUUCAUCCAACAUCAAUCAUUGCUGGUUAUCGUUUGGCAUGCAAAGAAGCUUGCAAAUAUAUAAACGAGCAUUUAACAGCACCAGUUGAUGAAUUAGGACGCGAUUGUAUUGUUAAUUGUGCUAAGACAUCAAUGAGUUCGAAGAUUAUUAGCGCAGAUGCUGAUUUCUUUGCAUCUUUGGUUGUUGAUGCUGCACAAGCAAUAAAAAUAACUGACUAUAAAGGAAAUCCAUCUUAUCCAAUUAAAGCAGUCAAUGUGUUGAAAGCGCACGGUAAAUCUGCUCGCGAAAGUACGCUCAUUCAAGGCUAUGCUCUUAACUGUACUGUUGCAUCACAACAAAUGCCGAAGAAAAUUACCAAUGCAAAAAUUGCAUGUUUAGAUUUCUCUUUGCAAAAGACAAAAAUGAAAUUGGGUGUACAGGUAUUAAUUACUGAUCCUGAAAAACUCGACGGUAUUCGUGCACGAGAACUUGACAUUACCAAAGAGCGUAUAGAAAAGAUUCUCGCAACUGGCGUUAAUGUUGUGCUUUGUACCGGUGGAAUUGAUGAUCAAUGCUUGAAAUAUUUCGUUGAGAAAAAUUGUAUGGCUGUACGUCGUGUAAAGAAAUCUGAUUUGAAGAGAAUUGCAAAAGCAACUGGCGCAUCAUUCUUGACAUCACUCACGAAUAUGGAUGGCGAAGAAAGCUUUGAUGCAUCAAUGGUUGGAGAAGCUGCUGAAGUCGUUCAAGAUGUUAUCUGUGAUGAUGAGCUAAUUUUGAUCAAAAAUCCAAAAGCAAGAACUGCUGCCUCGAUUAUUUUGCGUGGACCAAAUGAUUUCUAUUGUGACGAAAUGGAACGUUCAGUACAUGAUGCAUUAUGUGUCGUUAAGCGUGUUCUUGAAGGAAAGAAAGUUGUUGCAGGCGGUGGUUGUGUUGAAGCUGCAUUGAGCAUUUUCUUAGAGAAUUUUGCAACAUCAUUGAGCUCUCGCGAACAAUUGGCAAUUGCUGAAUUUGCCAAAUCAUUACUCGUUAUUCCAAAAACAUUAGCAGUAAAUGCCGCCAAGGAUGCAACAGAUUUAGUUGCUAAACUUCGCGCUUAUCACAAUUCAAGUCAAACGAAGAAAGAUCAUGCACAUUUAAAAUGGUAUGGACUUGAUUUGAUUGAAGGUGUUGUUAAGGAUAACAAGAAAGCAGGUGUUCUCGAACCGUCGAUCUCUAAAAUCAAGUCGUUGAAAUUCGCAACAGAAGCAGCAAUCACCAUUCUUCGAAUUGAUGAUAUGAUCAAGUUAAAUCCAGAAGAAAAAGGAGGCAGAAGUUAUGAAGAUGCUUGUGCCGCUGGCGAAUUAGACGGUUAAUUUAUUUAACUCCUUAUUUUACAUCUCAUUUUAAUUUAAUAAUAUUUUGUUUCUUUCGCAAUGUAUUACCUACUUACUAGCCUUUCAAAGAGAUUUUUAAUUCAAUAAUAAAUUGUUUUUUUUUUCCUUUCAUUAAAUUCAUGCUUUAACCGCCUAAUACCUAAGCAAAUUUCCUUAAUUCACCACUUUUUUUGCUAAAUUAACUUUGAACACACAUGAAUUGCAUUGUAAUAAAAUAAAAAAGAAUUUUUUCACAAA